CCCAUCGGAAGACAUGUUUCUGUUAAACGUCAGACGUGACAGGUGGACCCAUUAGGAAGCUACUAAAAAACAUUACGUCUGGGUUUUAAAUGAAGUAUGGAAAAAAAAAAACUGGAUGUCCUUCCGUUUCGGUGUGUACGUUAACAGAAACGGAAAACGCAAAAAUGAUGAAUUAUUAGCCCACAAAGAGUGAAAAGAGUUCCUGGUCCGGUUCUCGCAGCUUUGGUUUGGUGACUGCAGGUUGACCGACAACCAGCUGAGUUUCUUCUUCAUGUUAGCUCAGUAGCUAACUAGCUUAUCGGAACAUUGUCGAAUUGGACCGGGGCUCGGCUAGCUGGUAAAACUUGGCGGCGUGCUUCUUUUCACGUUCCCCGAGGAGGCAGCAACACGUAGGUUUCUACUGCAAACCCUCCUUUAUCUGUCGGAUGGUUGAAGCGGAAUCAACGUGAUUUGAGGCGUAGCGUCCCGCACAGCGUCAGAGCUCCAGCAGCCUAUCCCUUCACUUCAAAUGCUUUUACUUGGAACUUGUAGCUAACGAGCGGUGGCUGUAAAUAUCAAUAUGGACCGUGUGGGCAACUAGGUGAUCAUGUGAGAAGUCGGCGAUCACCGUGUUGUGAACUGGGCCGUUUCACCGUUUGAGACCCCCCCCCCCCGUAUGCCCUCGCCUACGCCCGUCUCGACAUCCUGAGGGCAGGAAGAGGAGGGCGGAGAGGGAGGCAACGGUAGCUCCGGGGUUCCCCCCGACACUCAGCCGAGAAGAGGCAUCGCUGAAAUGAGAUGAGGCUCAGAAAUGGAACUGUGGCCACUGCGUUAAUUUUCUUCACGUCCUUCCUCAGCCUGUCCUGGUACACAGCAUGGCAGAAUGGCAAAGAGAAGCUGAUCGCAUACCAACGGGAGUUCCACGCUUUGAAAGAACGGCUUCGUGUUGCAGAACACAGGACUCUGCAGCGUUCGUCUGAGCUCAACCACAUUCUGGAGCAGUUCAGACGGGCCAUCGCCGAAACCAACAACAGCAAAGAUGCGCUCACAAACUUCUCAGAUGAGACACAGAAACUACUGAAGGAGCUCACCAACAGGAAGCCUCUCCAGGUGCCAAACAUCUACCACCACCUGCCUCACCUCCUGAACAAUGAGGGCAGCCUGCAGCCGGCAGUGCAAGUCGGUCUUGGACGCACAGGAGUUACCAUGGUGAUGGGGAUCCCCACAGUGAAGCGAAAGGUGAAGUCAUAUCUGUCAGAGACGCUGCGUUCGCUGAUGGACAAGCUCUCACCGGAGGAAAAACUUGAUUGUGUCAUCAUUGUGUUUGUUGGGGAGACUGACCUGGACUAUGUUCACAGCAUGGUUGCUGGCCUCGAAAAAGAAUUUUCUACAGAGCUGAACUCGGGCUUGUUGGAAGUCAUCUCCCCACCAGCUGCUUAUUAUCCUGAUCUGAACAACCUCAAAGAGACUUUUGGAGACUCCAAAGAAAGAGUCAGAUGGCGAACAAAGCAGAAUCUGGAUUAUUCCUUUCUCAUGAUGUACGCUGUGAACAAAGGGGUUUAUUAUGUCCAGCUGGAGGAUGACAUUGUGGCCAAGCCCAACUAUUUUGCCACUAUGAAGAACUUUGCGCUGCAGCUGUCCUCAGAGGACUGGAUGAUCCUGGAGUUCUCCCAGCUUGGCUUCAUUGGAAAAAUGUUUCAGGCUCCGGAUCUGAACCUCAUUGUUGAGUUCAUCUUUAUGUUCUACAAAGAGAAGCCCAUCGACUGGCUGCUGGACCACAUCCUCUGGGUCAAAGUCUGCAACCCCGAGAAAGAUGCGAAACACUGUGAUCGGCAGAAAUCCAGUCUCCGCGUGCGGUUUAGACCCUCAUUGUUUCAGCAUGUUGGACUCCAUUCUUCUCUUGCUGGAAAGAUUCAGAAACUCACAGAUAAGGACUUCCUGAAGCCGCUACUCCAUAAGAUGCAUGUUAACCCCCCUGCAGAGGUCUCCACGUCCAUGAAGGUUUAUCAGGGCCACACUCUGGAAAAGACGUACCUUGGGGAAGACUUCUUCUGGGCCAUCACCCCUACCUCUGGAGACUACAUCCUCUUUAAAUUUGACAGACCAGUUAGCAUAGAAAGGUUCCUGUUUCGCAGCGGGAACCAGGAGCACCCAGGGGACAAGAUUGAGAACACCACAGUGGAAAUCCUGCCUUCCCCGGAAAGUGGACUGCAGACCAAAGAGAAGUACAAGCGAACUGAAGAUCGAUUUUACAGGAUUGGUCAUUUUGAGAAAGGUGUGGCAGAGGGGGCUGUAGAUCCAGCCUUCAACCCCAUUGUUGCCCUUCGGCUUUCUGUUCUGAAAGACUCGGCUGUGUGGGCCAUCCUCAGUGAGAUUCAUAUAAAGAAGUUAUCUGGCUGAUUGCUCUGGAGGAGGUACAUGAAUCAUAGCCCCUGGAGGGCCAAAAUCUCCCAGACUGCUAAUGCGGGGUCUCUAGUACCUAGCAACCAGCAGAGAAGUCAUUAGAGCUUAGAGUUGUCUAAGAAAUGCCAGCUCUCUGUCCUCGUUCCUUCUGAUUUGCUAUAUUUUUGCUUCUUAUUUAUCAGUUUCUCCCUUUCUUCCUCCAUUACACCCACACUCUUGUGAAUUCCCUUUAUUUUUAAGAAUGUGAAUACUACUGUCUGCGAUCAACGAGGAGGGUGUGAAGACAUCUGCUCGCAGCUCGGGCUCUCAAAGCGACUGUGUUGCUGAGCAGCUUUGAAACCAAUCAGAUAAUUGCUGGAUGAACGAGGUUGCAUCCUUUCAGGUGGAGAGAACCAGUCCACCUGGCCAGUGGUGGAGAUGCUGCCAAAUCUGUCUGUUACUGAAUGCUGCCACACCUGGGUGAGCAGGGGCAUUGCACUGUCUUUAGUGCCUCAGCAAAACCAGUUGAUGAUCAAGAAUGUCGACGUCACUAAUGGCCAGUUGCUCUCCGUUCUCAACAGAAAUGGUGGAGUUAUUCCAUCAACUAGCACAUGACUCUAGAUCAAUACAAGCCCAAACAAAUAUCUUUUCUUCAUUCCAAUCAAACAAAUACCUGACCUGUUAUCAAGCUGGUGAGUGUAUUGUUCUGAAAUCCAUCUGGGUGAUAUUUGACUUUAGGGCAGCCGAAUGAUCCAUACAGAAAAUCAGCACCACGGUGUCAAAUCUUUCUCACCUCUGUCUGAUAUGCUGUUUGACCUCGAGGUUAGUUUAUAGUCAACUAACUUGGACACGUUAAUGCCUGGCAACGUUUUCUCGAAGAAAUAUAUUGCUAUACUGAUGCAUUAUUAUUACAGCAAUCACUGACGAUCUAUGAAGUUGACUUAAUUUAUUGGAAAUAAAUCUUUAAUUUGUAUAAGAGGUCAAAUAUAUUUUUAUUCUAAGAGAUGUUUACGGUAGUUACGAGUCUGUGUUUUUAUGUACUUUUUUCUUUUUAAUCUAAAUUGCUUCUGUACAUUUUAUAAUCAUGGUAUGCAUCUUGCAAAGUCCCGAAUCAACAGGUUCAUUUUCAUUGGAUAGAAAUCUAAACGAUAAGAGGGUUGCACUGGAUUCUGUUUUAGUUGCAGGGUUCCUACACAUUCCUGAAAAAAUGUGGUUUGAUUUAAGCAUUUUCAAUAUGUAUUGGCUUGGACAAAAGGUAGAAUGCAGUAUCUUGAGAUAAUGAGGUAAUGAUGCAGUUAUUACAUCAAAAUGACUAAAACUCUUUAUUUUAAGAAUUUAUCAGGAUAGGAUGAGGAACCCAUGAGCAAAAUGAUCUUGAAAUCUUGAUUUCGCUUUAAAUAACGAGGCGCUUAACCUUAUAAAGCCUGCUAUUUUGAGAUCAUGUAGCUGUCGUGACAAAAAAAAGCUUGAGAGCUUAUUUCCAUUUAACGAGACUAGGAAAAUGGUUGUACGUUUAAAAAGGCCAGAACCUUGCUAUUUCAAAGUAUUUGGAUAUUUAACGGUUAUACAACUAAAAUUAGCUCUAGUUAUUACUUUAUCAAGGUAUCAAGAAAACGUGCUGAAGAACUUGAUCUCAAGAUGAUAAAAUGUAUAACAAAAUGAUUAUGAGAUCCUUGUGUCUCGAUAUAACAGGAUUAUAAACUAAUCUCAUUAAAACGUGGUCUUAAUCUUGGUAUCUCGAUAUAUAGACAGUUGUACCACAAAAACAAACUUGAGAUUUUAUUUUCUUGAGGUAAGCUGAUUAGGUCUUCGUAUCUCGAUAUGAGAAACUAGAAGCUAAAGAGCUUGUUGUCAUGAGAUAUGGAAACUUAUGACCGAACACGCAUGACAUCUUGGUAUCUUGAUAUAAUGAAAUAAGCUGUUUCUUAGUUAAAAUAUCUUAAUUUUAAAAGGAUAAUGAAGCUGUUAUUACCUUAAUACAAUAGCACAAUAAAACCACUUUUAUGCCUCUGUUUCUUAAGGAUAAUGGCUCUCAGUUUCCUUAAGGAUUGCGUCUUUUUGCGGGAUUUACUACAAUAGCUGGACAAUUGAACAACUCCUCUCGUGUUUCUUAGUUUUUGAGUUCCCGAUGGAAUAUCUAUAGCCAGCUGCACUCAUACAGCUUCACUGUGUGUCAUUGGUGGCUGUGCCUUCUGUAAUAAAACAAGUUUUAAUGUUUGGCGCACACUGAUACUGAACCCCAAAGAGUUUUCAAAGAAAAUGAAAGCAGUUUACCCUAAUUAUUUGUACUUGGUUGAAAUUGCAGAAAAAUGUUGACUAUUAAAAAAUGUAAGUCUGAGAACAUCUAUAAUAUUGAAGUUAAAAGUGUAGGAACCCUGUGGUUGUAGAUAUCCAUCUGACUGAAAAAUGUGCCUUAUUAACAUGGUUAUCUUGAAAUUGCCCCAAAAUCUUUUCUCUCGGUUUCUUGCCUAUACAUGAUAUGAAAGCUGGAUAUAUUAAUAUUAAAAAAUACUGAGUAAAACCCAAUGUCAAAGAUAUUACUGCUGACUGAAAUUAGUGAGUUUCAUCAGUUUACCAUCUGACAGCGAUAUUUGCACUGCUUUGUUUUUUUUUUUUUACAUUUUUGUUUAAAUCACUGUUUUCAUUGUACCUCACAUUUCACUUUCACGCAUUUUUGAAACAAAUUCAACAACUAAUUAAGUCAGUUUUUUUAAUGAACAGGACGUGAUGACUACUGAUCGUUAGAGUGCAACUCUGAUUGUAUAUACAUUUAAAAAUUAGAUAUUCUAUCACCUUUUUCCUAUUUUGACGUAUGCAUUGUCAUGUAUCUGGGCAACUAUGUCAGUGGAAACUAUUUGUAAGUGAAACUUGAAUGGUCUUUUGAAUUAGUGAUUGUUGUGAAGGGAUUAGUGAAGUGCCUUUAGGUGGGAAUGUUUUCUAAUGAUUUGAUUUCUGGCUUAUGCUUGUUUGCAUUCAUGAUUUUACUUCUAAUUUAUAAGCAUUUUGUUUAGAUCUUAACAGGUUCCCUCUACCCUAACGUGCUCUGUUCAAUCUCUAGUUCUUCUUUAAAUUUGGAGACACGAGCAAAGCCUCAUGACCCGUACUGUUUGAAAAGGACGUUAUUCUGCUAAGAUGUUUUCUCUGCUUUCAUAAACCGAACAUGAAUGCUUGUAUGGGAAACAUGGUCAUGCGAUCCUUGGGAUUUCCCCCCAGUCCUUUUAGGGAAGGCGGGACAGUCCAUAAAAAACACAAAGGACCUUCACCCAACAACCUCCAAUGCCCAUCAGUUCAUGUGCCUUCAUCAUGUUCAUGUGUUUGCCUGAUUCUGAUGAUCUUCUUUGGCAUGAAUUUUUCAUGAACCUAACUUUUAAAUAAACAGCUGAACUGGGUAGAGGUAAUGAC
Messenger RNA from Girardinichthys multiradiatus, 5763 nucleotides. RefSeq names its product alpha-1,3-mannosyl-glycoprotein 4-beta-N-acetylglucosaminyltransferase A (gene mgat4a). The transcript has 17 exons. NCBI's taxonomy places the organism in Eukaryota, Metazoa, Chordata, Actinopteri, Cyprinodontiformes, Goodeidae. The record is from RefSeq and is a predicted model, not a curated record. Gene Ontology annotation, molecular function: acetylglucosaminyltransferase activity. The coding region runs from base 778 to 2379 and encodes 533 amino acids. Gene Ontology annotation, cellular component: Golgi stack; endoplasmic reticulum-Golgi intermediate compartment; endoplasmic reticulum. Gene Ontology annotation, biological process: protein N-linked glycosylation.